AAAUUUAAAUAGUGGAAAUAAAAUAAUGGGUUGGUAUCUCAAUAUUGGGACCAUCUUACUAGUGCAGUAUGCAGCCGCAGACUUUUUUAUAUUGGAAACUCCUCUUGGAAAGAUACAGGGUUCUGUUUUGAAAUCAAGAUUGGGGCGAGAUAUUUUCUCCUUCAGAGGUGUUAGAUACGCCGAAGCACCUAUACAUGAUUUGCGAUUCAAGCCCCCUGUCCCAGUCAAGCAAUGGAAUGGGAUUUAUAAUGCGACGAAAGAUGGGCCGCUGUGUCCACAACCAACUGAAGAUCCAAUAUCUGAAGAUUGUCUCAUAUUGAAUGUUUACUCGUCGAAGCUACCAACAUCUACGAACAAUCCAAAACGACCCGUAAUUUUGUUCAUUCAUCCUGGAGGACUCUAUAGUGUUGGAUCUACAAGCGUCUGGUUGGGACCAAACUACUUCAUGGACCAAGAUAUCGUUUUGGUAACGAUGAACUACAGGUUGGGAACCUUGG
This is a messenger RNA of Leptinotarsa decemlineata (Colorado potato beetle), 497 nucleotides long. RefSeq names its product juvenile hormone esterase. The record is from RefSeq and is a predicted model, not a curated record. Lineage: Eukaryota; Metazoa; Arthropoda; Insecta; Coleoptera; Chrysomelidae.